Messenger RNA from Quercus robur (English oak), 1080 nucleotides. RefSeq lists its product as uncharacterized. The transcript has 4 exons. The record is from RefSeq and is a predicted model, not a curated record. Lineage: Eukaryota; Viridiplantae; Streptophyta; Magnoliopsida; Fagales; Fagaceae. Bases 1 to 1080 code for a protein of 359 amino acids. Gene Ontology annotation, molecular function: DNA binding.
AUGGAUGAAAUUACUAGCACAGAAACUUCAUCUCAAGAAGUGCCAAAUGCUGAAUGUCCUCUUUGGCAGUAUGUGACUAAAGUAGAAAAACCACCGGGUGCUACCGUUAAAAAAGGUGGAAGCACAUACUUUAAGUGCAACUAUUGUGGUGUGGUUUAUUUGGGAUCCUAUUCUAGGGUUAAGGCUCAUUUAUUAAAAAUUGUUAAUAAAGGUAUUAAAGCAUGUCCUAAUGUGACACCGAGCCAUAGGUUGGAAAUGCAACGAAUACAUGAUCAAGUUGAGAAGGAUAAGUUAGAGAGUGAACAGAGAAGUCGAAUUCCCUUACCCCCACCUAUCCCAGGCCGUGGGCCUAUACCUAUUUCCCCAUUUCGGAGACAGGAAGGGAGUGAUAGUACAAAUCUGGUUGAUGGUUAUGUUCCUCCUGGAUACAAUGUCUUGAGAACAAUACUUUUGCAAAAAGGAAGAGCUCAUGUUGAAAGACUCUUGAAACCAAUUAAGGAUUCUUGGCUUGAAAAUGGUGUAAGCAUAGUUUCUGAUGGAUGGUUAGAUCCACAAAGGAGGCCUCUUAUUAAUAUUAUGGCUAUAUCAGAUGGGGGUCCGGUAUUUAUAAAGGCAAUUGAUAGGUCAGAGAUUGGACAUGAAAAAGUUGUCCAAGUCAUCACUGAUAAUGCUAAUGUGAUGAAAUCUGCUAGAGCUCUUAUUGAAGCAAAAAACACUAAAAAGAAUGAAGUUACAUAUAAGGAAUGUAGUUGGAUUACACGUAUUGCUGAUGAUGCAUCUUUCAUACGUGUUUUUAUUAUGAACCAUUCAAUGAGGUUGGCAAUGUUUAAUGAAUUUAGUCCAUUAAAAUUGCUCCAAGUUGCUAAUACUAGAUUUGCUUCAAUUGUUGUAAUGCUGAAAAGGUUGAAGUUGAUAAAAAGAUGCCUUCAAGCCAUGGCUAUUAGUGAGCAAUGGGCUUCUUAUAGGGAGGAUGAUGUUGGAAAAGCUAUAAAGGUGAAAGAUAUGAUUCUAAGUGAUCUUUGGAGGGAUAAAGUUGAUUAUAUCCUUGAAUUCACAGCACCUAUUUAUGAUAUGCUAUGA